Messenger RNA from Symbiodinium sp. CCMP2592, 2766 nucleotides. The record is from the annotation of a GenBank genome assembly. Lineage: Eukaryota; Dinophyceae; Suessiales; Symbiodiniaceae.
AUGGCCACACCUGCGGACUCGAAGCAGGAAGUCAAGCCGGUGAAGGUCUCGAAGCCUCGGAUUGACUGCAUUGACGGCUGCCGCUUCGCAUUGGUCUUCCCCAUCGUCAUUGCGCACUUUGCGAGGUUUGGCACCAGCAAUCUGACGGCGCUGAAGCUGCUGACGCAGGAGAACGUGCUCGUGGGAGGCUUCUUCGUCAUCUCAGGAUAUGUGUCUGCCUACACCUCCACGAAGCUAGGCGAGCGGAAGGCAGAGGACAAGAAGCUGGCCAACCCAGAGCUCUUCUUCUGGCAGAGGGUGAUGGCCUACUAUCCUUUGCACUUCGUGAUUUCCUGCCUCUUCGCCCCGAUGUUCAUCCAGGUUGAGAGGUGGUACAACACUCCCUGGACCACGACCGCCUUCCGUGCCUUCCUGAACUUCAGCAUGCUGCAGGCAGCCGUGCAAGUUGCAAAGCUGCGCCGGGAGACGUUGCAGUGCUUUUUUGGCCAGGCUUGGUUCCCCAAGGAAGCAGAGAUCUGGAAUCAGCCCACCUGGUUCUUGUCGGCCCUGACGUUCUCGAACCUCACCAUGCCGACGCUGGUGCUGCCGCAGGUUGCGCAGCUGUCCAAGAACGGCCUUCAGAAGCUCUUCGCUGCUUUGACGGGCAUUUCGCUCCUGCAGAAGGUCUCUUACUCGGAGACGGCCCGCUUCCACAGCAGCAAGGAGCAUCCAGUCAACGGACAGGUGAUGCACCCUCUGAUCUGGAACCUGACCCGCUUCCACCCCUUCUGGGCGCUGAUCGAGAUGACGAUGGGCAUCGUCGCGGCCAGGCACGUCAUGCUGGACACGGAGGAGGACAAGAAGAAGCCGACCACGAACCCCCUGUGGCUCUUCCUGGCGGCUUACGCUUCCCUGGGUCUGCGUUUGACCAAGUUCGACUUCAACGAUGCCAUCAUUCGCGGCUUGAUCUUUGUCCCGAUCUUCACGAAGUUCCUGACGCAGAUGCACAGGGAUGCGCUCUCUGCGAAUCCGGCAGCCAUCACACGCUUCUUCGGCUCCAAGCCGAUGGCCACGCUGGGCUCCAUCGCCUUCCCGAUGUUCAUCCUGCACCGCGGCCAAGCACUGGCACGGCCCCAUUGGACAGAUCUUCUACAAGAAGGCACCACGGAGCUCUUGCACAGCGACGGGUUCUACCUCCUUAUCUGCUUGGGUCUGAGCCACUUGACGAAUGAGUACUUCGUCAAGAACAAGAAGGUGUCAGCCAUCGCGGGCAAAGUUGCCCAAUUCCUGGGAACAAUGAGCCAGGCACAAGGCCUUGUUGAUGCUCAAGCAGCGCUCUUGCAGAGCAGGGCGGACGACAUGAGUGCAACGCAGAAACCCGAUGUGUCUUGGCGGCAGGGAGUGUUCGGGGAUGCGGCUGAUGCCAAGGCCAUGGCCACACCUGCGGACUCGAAGCAGGAAGUCAAGCCGGUGAAGGUCUCGAAGCCUCGGAUUGACUGCAUUGACGGCUGCCGCUUCGCAUUGGUCUUCCCCAUCGUCAUCGCGCACUUUGCGAGGUUUGGCACCAGCAAUCUGACGGCGCUGAAGCUGCUGACGCAGGAGAACGUGCUCGUGGGAGGCUUCUUCGUCAUCUCAGGAUAUGUGUCUGCCUACACCUCCACGAAGCUAGGCGAGCGGAAGGCAGAGGACAAGAAGCUGGCCAACCCAGAGCUCUUCUUCUGGCAGAGGGUGAUGGCCUACUAUCCUUUGCACUUCGUGAUUUCCUGCCUCUUCGCCCCGAUGUUCAUCCAGGUUGAGAGGUGGUACAACACUCCCUGGACCACGACCGCCUUCCGUGCCUUCCUGAACUUCAGCAUGCUGCAGGCAGCCGUGCAAAUUGCAAAGCUGCGCCGGGAGACGUUGCAGUGCUUUUUUGGCCAGGCUUGGUUCCCCAAGGAAGCAGAGAUCUGGAAUCAGCCCACCUGGUUCUUGUCGGCCCUGACGUUCUCGAACCUCACCAUGCCGACGCUGGUGCUGCCGCAGGUUGCGCAGCUGUCCAAGAACGGCCUUCAGAAGCUCUUCGCUGCUUUGACGGGCAUUUCGCUCCUGCAGAAGGUCUCUUACUCGGAGACGGCCCGCUUCCACAGCAGCAAGGAGCAUCCAGCGCCUUGGCUGAGACUGCGGAUGCAAGUCAACGGACAGGUGAUGCACCCUCUGAUCUGGAACCUGACCCGCUUCCACCCCUUCUGGGCGCUGAUCGAGAUGACGAUGGGCAUCGUCGCGGCCAGGCACGUCAUGCUGGACACGGAGGAGGACAAGAAGAAGCCGACCACGAACCCCCUGUGGCUCUUCCUGGCGGCUUACGCUUCCCUUGGUCUGCGUUUGACCAAGUUCGACUUCAACGAUGCCAUCAUUCGCGGCUUGAUCUUUGUCCCGAUCUUCACGAAGUUCCUGACGCAGAUGCACAGGGAUGCGCUCUCUGCGAAUCCGGCAGCCAUCACACGCUUCUUCGGCUCCAGGCCGAUGGCCACGCUGGGCUCCAUCGCCUUCCCGAUGUUCAUCCUGCACCGCGGCCAAGCACUGGAGCACGGCCCCAUUGGACAGAUCUUCUACAAGAAGGCACCACGGAGCUCUUGCACAGCGACGGGAUGGAUGUGUCUCGCAAGGUUCUACCUCCUUAUCUGCUUGGGUCUGAGCCACUUGACGAAUGAGUACUUCGUCAAGAACAAGAAGGUGUCAGCCAUCGCGGGCAAAGUUGCCCAAUUCCUGGGAAACUGGACUGAGGGCAUGCUGCGUGAUCGUUCCUAA